Sclerotinia borealis F-4128 is the source of this 1056-nucleotide messenger RNA. NCBI's taxonomy places the organism in Eukaryota, Fungi, Ascomycota, Leotiomycetes, Helotiales, Sclerotiniaceae. The record is from the annotation of a GenBank genome assembly.
AUGGCGAAUACGGAAGUGGAGGGAGAAGGAUAUGCUAAAGGACCGAGGAAUGCGGUGCAGAGAUAUAGGGCGCGAGGAAAAUACGACUACAACACAAUUCACACCAUCAUCAACUCCUCCCCCAUCCUACACGUCUCAUUCCACACCCCCGAUCCCGAAGAUCCGUUUCCAGCCGUUCUCCCCAUGUUGGGUUUUAUGGGGAACUAUGCUACUGCUACGAGUAUAUCUACCGAUACUUCUAACCUUGACCUUAAGGUUAAGGACGAACAAGAAAAUAUUGGAAAAGAAAUAGGAAAAGGAGCACAUUUGUAUUUGCAUGGAUAUGUAAGUAGUAGGUUGAUGAGGAUGGGUAAGGUAGCUGGGGAGGAGGGGGAAGGGGGGGAGAGGAACGAAGAUGGAGAGGGAGAGGGAGAGGGAGAGGAAAAAGUAAAAGGUUUACCAAUGACGAUUGCGGCGACUUGUUUGGAUGGAUUGGUUUUAGCGCUGACGCCGAAUAAUCAUAGUUACAAUUACCGCAGUGCAGUAAUGCAAGGAUAUGGGCAAAUCGUCGAAGAUGCAGAUGAGAAACUGAUCCUCCGCCUAACCCCCCUCAGCGCCUCCGCCAAGAUCCGGCGCGGAAGCCCCCACGACGACCGACACGAUCUAAAAGACGUUUUCCUCCGAGAACGAGUAUGGACGGGCGUGAUACCCGUUAGUGUAAAAUACGGAACGCCCAUUGCUGGUGGUGAUUGUUUGGUCAAGGAGGUAUGUUUUCUUCUUCUUCUUUUUUCUCUAAAAAGGAAUUGUAUAUUUGCUUUGCGCAGGGGGGGAGGUCCGGAUGUGGUUAUUGUGGGAUUAUGGGAUUAUAGGGGUAGUUGGAAAGGGAGAGAAAAAAAGGAAAGGAAAGAAAAGAAGGAGAGGAAAGGAAAAGAGAAAAGAAAGAGAAAGGAAGAAAAAGCUAACAUAAACCACCCAAAACCCAAGGUACCAAAACACAUAACCCAAUUCAUCAACACGAAGAAUAAAUCAGAUGAAGAAUAUGCGGUUCACAUGGCGGAGGAAGAAGUCAAGGAGUGA